Molecule: messenger RNA, 2868 nt
Organism: Solea senegalensis (Senegalese sole)
Lineage: Eukaryota; Metazoa; Chordata; Actinopteri; Pleuronectiformes; Soleidae
Gene: kcnk12
Product: potassium channel, subfamily K, member 12
Exons: 2
Coding region: 511-1743 (410 amino acids)
Biological process (GO): stabilization of membrane potential; potassium ion transmembrane transport
Cellular component (GO): membrane
Molecular function (GO): potassium ion leak channel activity
Source: RefSeq, a predicted model, not a curated record
UCGACUCUCGUCCAUGCAGCACAAGGAAAGCCAAAAGGAUAAAUGACUUUAUGUAAGACAGGAGGCUUCUUCUGCGACUCAUGUAGAAUCCAGAGCGUCAUCGUGGUUUUUGCGGAGAGGCAUUUUGGUGCAGGAGACCCAGAGGAUAAUACAACUGUACUGCUUGCAUUUGCACAAAAGGAGCGCGUCUGGCUGGAUUCAAGCUGCAGUCCACACCAGCUGCAGUGGCACAACUGAGAGAGAAUGCAUGUAUGAUGAGCACUGCUUUUGCCCUAAACUCUGCAUACUUCACAGCCACAAGUGGAGUGUUUUUGCCACCACUUCAACAACUACAAUGAGACAACGUGGCGCAGGGGCUGCAUGAGUAGCAGUGGAAAUGUUGCCUGUGGGUUAGAAGUGCAGUGAGGCAGCGGGACAGUGACUUCAGAGGAGAGAACCUGCACGCGAGUGAAUGUCGCCUCUGAUGUGGAGCUUGUCGCUGUCCGACGCGCGCGUGGUGCUGAAAUUUGGAUGAUGCCUGCCCUGCGAUUGCAAGGCUGCCGCUCCCUGCACCUCAACGAGGACAACGGCCGCUUCGUGCUGCUCGCCCUCCUCAUCAUCCUGUACCUGCUGUGCGGCGCUGCGGUCUUCUCGGCCAUAGAGAGGCCCUCGGAGCUACGGGCUCACGGCCGCUGGAACGGGACGCUCCACAACUUCAGUGAGACGUUCAACAUCAGCCUGCAGGACCUCAACUCCUUCCUGCGGGAGUACGAGGCUGCCAUCGCCGCUGGGAUCCGGGCUGAUGCCCUGAGGCCACGAUGGGAUUUUACAGGGGCUUUUUAUUUUGUUGGAACUGUUGUGUCGACUAUAGGUUUUGGGAUGACGACACCUGUGACCGUUGCAGGCAAAGUGUUCCUGAUCUUUUAUGGGCUUGUGGGCUGCGCCGCCACCAUCCUCUUCUUUAACCUUUUCCUGGAGCGCAUCAUCACACUGCUGGCUGUGGUGAUGAAGGCUGUGAGGGAGCGAAGAAUCCGGAACAGUGGUCUGCUUCCUCCAGGAAUCCGCCAUGACUUCUCGGCCUACUCCAUCCCUGGCUGGAAGCCCUCUGUGUACCAUGUGAUGCUGAUUCUUGGCCUGUCAGCCAUCACUAUCUCCUGCUGUGCGUCGGCCAUGUACACCCCUGUGGAAGGGUGGGCAUAUUUGGAUUCCCUCUACUUCUGCUUCGUCACCUUCAGCACCAUCGGCUUUGGGGACUUUGUCAGCAGUCAGAGCGCAGAUUAUGAAUACCAAAGCCUGUACAGGGUGGCCAACUUCUUCUUCAUGCUUAUGGGUGUGUGCUGCAUCUACUCGCUCUUCAACGUCAUCUCCAUUGUCAUCAAGCAGGUGCUCAACUGGAUCCUGGAGAAAAUGAGCUGCUUGUUUUGCCAGCGUUGCAAUAAAGCCCACACCUUCCUGGGCCGACGCAAUGCCAUCCGACCGGGCUCCAAGGGGCGCCAGAGUCGAAUUGGCCACCCGCCCGACUCUGAAGGACCUUGUGAUAGUGACACUGAGGGACGCAGACUAUCAGGGGAGAUGAUCUCUAUGAAAGACCUGGCAGCAUCUAACAAAGUGUCACUGGCCAUCAUGCAGAAGCAGCUGUCUGAAUCAGCUAAUGGAUACCCCAGAACUGUGUGUGGCAGCUCACGCCACAAUGGUUUCUCUGGGGGUGUCGGUGCUCUCGGUAUCAUGAACAACAGGCUGGCUGAGACAAGUAACUCCAGGUAGAGCACAGAGGAGAUAAUGUACAACCCUGAGGCUGAGGAACAUUAAAAAAAGGCUUUGGAAAUGGAUCAUCAGUGUAACUUGUUAUGCAUGAUACAUAUAAUUUUUGGGAUACUUUUGCAUACAGGCAGUGGUGGUGGUCUCGGCGAUGAUGGCAUGAAGAGAGAAGCUAAUCUGGAAACACGGGGACCACCCCUCACCAAAUUCACUGUCCCACAAACCCGAACCAGAACAAAUCGCUGAAUUGAUCUUAAAUAUCAGUGUAAGUCGAACGUUCUACUGUAAAGGAGCCAAGGGAAGUACACAGUGCAAUCUCGAUUAUUUGGAAAACUUGCCAGUUUAUUUGAAUGUACAUAUUUAUUACUGAUAUAAAUGGUGUAUCCACUGAAUGAUAUAGCACAUAUUGAUCUAUGCAUUAUACUUCUCAUGCAUUUUUUGCACCAUUUCUAGACGCUUUAUUGAUUGUGCAAUCCCGACUCUCUCUUGACAUGGGUCCAGUUUUACCCGCAGGUGAGUAGUUUGAUUUGUGGGGCAAACGUGGCAAGAAGAGUUUCCAAACAUGUCCGUGAUGCACCUGAUUGCGUCAGAGUUGUUGUGAGGGGAGGGUUUUAAAGAGAGUAAGGAGCCACAAAAAAGUAGUUCCCCAUUGUUUAAGACGGAGAAGAAGAGCAGAGCUGAAUAAUUAAAUCCAUUUCUCAUGAGGCAGGAACUGGCCUUCUUAUCAGCUCCAAACAUGCUUUAGCGGCCCAGGACUACUUGAAAGGUAAAAAAGAAAGCCCCUUCCAGCUGAUUCCCUCUUUUUAUUUCAAGCUCACAGCUAUCUGCGAGGAAGCAAAUGAUAAAGGCUUGCGAGGUAUUAAUUACUCGUUGAAUGCAGACUGAAGACUCAGUGUUGUUGUUUGGUUUUGGUUGAAGAGAAAUUUGAGGGAGUGGAUGGAUACAAAAAUAUGAAUGGUUUCAUCCCAUGAGCACAUAAUGUUAAAUAAUGCAGACCAAAUGUAGCUGGGUCAGUCUCAGACUUGUGAGCAAAAACAUGUAGACUCGACAUGAAAAUGGAUGCAGUCUUUCUCUUGUUUCUGAAGCCUCAAGAUUUGCAAAUUUUCCGGUGGCUUGACCAACUUCGAAACU